Talaromyces marneffei is the source of this 255-nucleotide messenger RNA. RefSeq lists its product as uncharacterized. Bases 1 to 255 code for a protein of 84 amino acids. NCBI's taxonomy places the organism in Eukaryota, Fungi, Ascomycota, Eurotiomycetes, Eurotiales, Trichocomaceae. The record is from RefSeq and is a predicted model, not a curated record. The transcript has 5 exons.
AUGUUCCCUACUCGUCCCCUCGCAAUGCGUCCUACCCGGCCAUUCAUGGCUGUUCCUAAGGAGGACAUGAGCGCUCACACCAUCUCACAACGCCUUCGUCAGGUCAAGAAGAUCCCUCCCGAGUUGAUUCCUCUCGGUGUUGUCUUGGGCGUUGCCGUCGGCGCCGCCAUCUACUCCUCCACCCACAAGCUCUUCGCUGACAAGACCCUUCGCUUGUCCCGCAACAAACCCGAAGACCGUGGCAACCACCACUAA